Molecule: messenger RNA, 924 nt
Organism: Penicillium angulare
Lineage: Eukaryota; Fungi; Ascomycota; Eurotiomycetes; Eurotiales; Aspergillaceae
Product: glycoside hydrolase family 3 protein
Exons: 1
Coding region: 1-924 (307 amino acids)
Biological process (GO): glucan catabolic process
Molecular function (GO): beta-glucosidase activity
Source: RefSeq, a predicted model, not a curated record
AUGGUUGGCGGAGGAUCUGGUGGAGGUCGAGCCUCGUAUGUGGUGCCUCUCCUAGACGCCAUCAAAGCCAAAGCGAGAAGGAUCGGAGCCAGGGCCGUGUACUUGAUGGACCAUGAAACCAUUAGCAAUGGAUUAUUUGAAUCCAUCUACCCUAGCCUAGAUAUUUGUUUGGUUUUCCUCAAAACAUACUCCCGCGAGGCCGUUGACCGCGGUUCCUAUGUGGCUGAUUGGACCUCCACUAUCGUCGUUGAAGAGGUUUCAGCCAGGUGCCCUGGCAAGACAUUGGUUAUUACACAUUCUGCAGGCCUCAACACUAUGCCGUGGGCAACGAACUCCAACAUUACGGGAAUAUUUACCGCUCAUCUUCCUGGAGAAGAGACUGGAAACUCAAUCGUGGAAAUUCUUUGCGGUCACGUCAAUCCGUCUGGUAGGCUUCCAUAUACAAUUGCCCAGAAUGAGUCGGACUACAAUGCCCCAAUAGUCAAUCUCACUGGCCCCCAGGCGACUGAAUCUACUGCUUGGCAGUCAGAUUUUGUCGAGGGUUUGAUGAUGGACUAUCGCCACUUCGACAACUCAAAUAUCACGCCGCUGUAUGAAUUUGGCUUCGGUUUAAGCUAUACCACGUUCGAUCUAUCUGGAAAGUUAGUUGUUUCCGGGCCCCAGGGAAUGUUGUCGAAAAGACCAACACCUCUCACGGGUAUGGCGCCACCGGGGGGAAAUUCUGAUCUCUGGAAGGUAGUCGCAAAUGUAUCAACCACAGUACAGAACAUCGGUGAAUUGGCCAGUGCUAUUGUGGUCCAACUAUAUCUAUCACUGCCGAGCGACUCAGUACCAUCCGGCACUCCAGUCAGGGUAUUGAGAGGAUUCGAGAAAGUACAUCGUCAGGCUGGGCUGGGGAGAAGAAGGCAAUCUCAUUCAAUCUAA